AUGACAAAUAAAAGAUCAAGAACUACGACGAGUUCUACAGAAAGCGCUAACCACUGUAAGAGGCCAGUUAUAUUUAAAGAAGGUCCAUUAGUGAAUGCUGUCGACUGUAAAGCAAUCUUUAAGAACGACAAGGAAAAAAUAAAAAGAGCAAAUAAUCUGACAGUAACUCUUCUGAGGAAGCACUUACAGCCCAAGAAUUACUUGCAGUGGACUCAAAACUGUUCGUUAUUUAAAUUUCAUAGAGGCUAUAUAACUGAUUCUAUUUCGGAGUUUGAACGCGAAUUUCCUGUCGCCUUUAGCAUUCUGAUGUACAAAGACAUUGAAAUGUUCGAGCGACUUCUGCGUGCCAUUUACAGACCGCAGAAUUAUUAUUGCAUUCACGUGGAUGCUAAAACCAGAGAUGACAUUUUUAAAGCAGUCUUGGCCAUGACUGAAUGCUUUGAAAAUGUGUUUAUGGCGUCACAAAGGAUCAGAGUGAAAUGGGGCAAAUUGUCCGUUCUUACACCGGAACUAGUUUGCAUGGAUGAUCUCCUUCGACGCAGCACUAAAUGGAAGUACUUUAUUAACCUGACCGGUCAGGAGUUUCCCCUUAAGUCGAACUUUGAGUUGGUUAAAAUUCUCACAGCCUUCAACGGGUCCAACGAUGUAGAAUGCGAUUUUAAAGGGAAUUUCUCUCGCCGAUGGAAAGAGGCCGGUCCGCCACCCUUUAAAAUCAAACCCGUCAAAGGGGCGGUACACGCAGUGCUCAGUCGGGCAUUCGUGGAAUUUGCCCUUCACAACGAGAAGGCCGUUGAAUUCUACAACUGGACAACAAAAACGAAGAUUCCAGACGAGACCUUCUUUGCUACCCUGAAUCACAAUCCAAGGAUUGGUGCACCCGGGGCUUACACGGGGAAAAAGGAACGGAACAAAGCAGCAAAGCCUUACAUAGCAAGAUUCAAAAACAGGGGCCGCAUCCCGUGUGCGGGCAAAAGAGUUCGCGGCGUCUGUAUCAUAGCAACAGGUGACCUACCCCUGCUGGCCAGGAGCAAGAGUUUAUUUGUAAACAAACUUCAUCAAGAUUUUCAUCCAUAUGCUUACGAUUGUCUGGAAGAGUUGAUGGCAAAUCGCACUAGAGAUUAUUAUCAUGGACGUCGGACAUUUGAUGCCAGCUACUACACAAAAUUGGACUUUGUGAAAAAUAAAGUUGGAUAA
Dreissena polymorpha is the source of this 1194-nucleotide messenger RNA. RefSeq names its product beta-1,3-galactosyl-O-glycosyl-glycoprotein beta-1,6-N-acetylglucosaminyltransferase-like. The record is from RefSeq and is a predicted model, not a curated record. Bases 1 to 1194 code for a protein of 397 amino acids. Gene Ontology annotation, cellular component: membrane. NCBI's taxonomy places the organism in Eukaryota, Metazoa, Mollusca, Bivalvia, Myida, Dreissenidae. The transcript is spliced from 4 exons. Gene Ontology annotation, molecular function: acetylglucosaminyltransferase activity.